GUAAAUGAGCAUUUACAUCGAAUAAGCUGACAGGGCAGUUAUAUUUCCUAUUUAACAAAGCAUGAAUCCAUGCAUUCUUUGUUUGUUCUUUUUUUUUUUGGGAAACCCAGAUUUUAUUGAAAAAGAUUGUUAUGUUUGUAUGUAAGUCCAAACUAAAUCAAAGUCAAACGAAUAUGUAAGAUGCAGUAAUAUAAAGAGAAGGAAAAUUCGGUUGGUGUUUGGAAGACCUGACGAAGAUGUCUUCAUUAAAGCAUUUGCAGUCUUUGAAGUUUUCGAAAUAUUUUCCUAAUAAUCUAGAAUACGAUGCAAGUAAAGUGUACAAUGCAGAAGUGUUCCCAUCACCGUUUAGACCAAAAACAAAAAAGAAAUCCAAGAAAGUCAAGGUUCAUCGUGAUACACCAAAGGGACGACUGCCAUUAUUGUCUAUAAAGAAAUUGGCAAAUAUAGACAUUAUUCCUGAACAACCUAAAAUACCGGAACCAUUGCCACCUCCACCGGAACCUUCUCCUCCGCCGCCACAAGCGUCUGACAAAGAUGCAAAACAAAAAUGGGAAGACAUAGAAAAAUGUGGAAAACCACGAAUUGUAAUAUCAGUGAUAGGCGCUUACAAUGAACGAAUUCCAUCAUACAAAUGGAAACACCAGAUGUUGUUAAGAAAAUCACUUAACCACGUUGCAAGAUAUGCAGGAAAAUGUGGCUUAAUCUUUAAUGAAGAGGAUAUGAAUUUUGUGCAGAACAUCGUCAGGAACAAACGAGAUGUCCAAGGUUUAAAAUCUAUAGUAUAUGGAUUCGCAUCAAACACAUCAACGACUAAUACAAGUAAUGAUGACAAAAAUGCAACAGUUAAAGAGCCAAGAACAGUUUUAUUGGAACGGCUCAAACUAGAAAACUACAUCAAUUUAGAGGGACGAGCAGGUUUUGAAAAGGAAGAUGACGUUGGUUCAGGAAAAAAUGAAAUAAGAAUUCCAGUUGUUUUGUUGGUAUUGAAUGGUGAACUAGAUACACUUGAGCACGUGAUAAGAGCUAUUGACAAUAAUAUAUCAGUUGUCGUCGUGAAAGGCACCGGCGGAACAGCUGAUCUUGUCGCCCUUUGCAUGAAAGACAUGAAUAAGUUGAAAAGAAAAUUACCUAUUAUGUUUUCAAGACGCUUCAGUGAUGAUAUGUAUGAAAAGAUGAAACAAGUUCUUGAUCGAAUUCUACAGAAAGAGUGGAUGAUAACAGUAUUCAAUAUUAAGAAAAAUAAACAUGAUGAAUUAUGGGGAAAAAUUACAGAUGGAAUAUUACGGUCAUGGUCAUUUGAAAAGAAAGAAGAUGACGUUUCUUUGACCACUGAUCCUAUACUACCCUCCCAGAUAAAUUUUAUUUCUAAGUAUGUUUCUAAUAUCGAUGGUUUAUCAAGGAAAGAAUUAUUUGCCGGCUAUCACCUACAACCGACCAGUGAAAAAAAUAAAAAUUAUCAUCAGCAUACAUUUGUGAAUGCUUUUCUCGGAAAAAGGACAGAUAUCAUUCAACAGGUACUAAGCGUUGAUGCGAAAUUUACCUUAGCCGAAGAUCAGUUCCAAAUAUUAUGUCAUGAGGUUGUGAAGUCAAUAACCAGCAAAACAGACAAUGGCAUGAAUGGUUUUAUAUUAGUUGAGAGUGUGUAUCCAGAAGCAUUCACAUAUUUGAAAGAAGGCAAGGGAUCAGGGUUUAAAAACGCUAGAGAUGCUGUUAUUAAGAUAUCGAAUAAACUACUUCAAGGAAUCUGUUUUUCUAAACUUGGAAUGGUAACAUGCUGUAAAACUGAUGCGACUAAACCUAGGGAAAUUAAACCAAAUGCAGAAAUACCUGUAAUUGAAUCUCUAAGGGUUGCUGUAAUAAGUAAUCAUGUUAAACUAGCAGCAGAACUAUGGAGUCAAUGUGAAAACCCUCUGCUGACCGCUCUAGUUGCACAUACAUACCUCAUUGCUAUGGCAGACAAAGCCGAAAGUUUAUAUGAGGAAGAACUUCAAAAAAAUCUAUUAUCCCAUUCAAGAAAGUUCUUGUCACGUGCCAUUAAACUUUUGGACAAACUAUUUCAAAAAGACGAAGAAAUGGCAACCAAAGCUCUUGAUUACACCUCUGAGGUAUGGGGUCUUGAAGAAAAACCGUUACAUUUUGGACACCAAUUCAACUUGGAAGAAUUUAUUUCGCAUCCCUCUGCACAGAAAGAUGCUAGCAAACGGCUAUUUCCCUACGAAUCUACCCAACAAAGAAGCGACAUCGACACAAAAAAGAAUGAAAAUCUCAGUCGAGAAUGUACAGCAUUUAUCAAGCACCACUUGCACUGGAAGUCCACAUGGAAAUUUGUCACAGCACCGAUCAUCAAGCUAGUCGCAAAUGUUGUGUUUUUUGUAACAACUUUAGUUUUGUUCAGCUAUUUUCUCACCCGUGAUCUAAACACAAAGAUUUCGGUGUUAGAAGUCGUGCUAUUCUUUUACAUGGUAGGGGAUCUAUUAGAGCAGUUAUGGAGCAUGGUUCGACCACAAGAUGGUAACUGGUCUCCACAGAGAAUAUUGCUUUACUUGUUUAACCUAUGGAACAUGUUGGACUUGUUUUGCGUCAUUUUAUACAUUGCGGGCUUUGCUUUACACUACUUUGAUCCAGAGAUGCUUACUCAUACCAGACGAAUAUACAGUGUAGCCUUGUUCAUUAUGUUUCUGCGCCUAUUGAAUGUUUUACUGUUGAUAAAACGAAUUGGUAUCAUUAUCAUAAUGAUCAAAGAAAUGCUGGUGGAUCUGGUCGAAUAUUUGGUGAUUCUAAUACUAUUUAUGUUAGCUGCUGGUAUAGUUUACCAGGCGAAUAUCUACCCUAAUCAUACAGUUACGGCGUUUCCAAGCAAUAUCUGGAACUGGCAAAUUUGGUCAAUCCUGAAAAUACCUUACUGGCAGGUUUACGGAGAGUUGUAUCUGGAUGUUAUUGAAGGUUCAGAUGAUCCUGAAUGCACAGAUAAUGCUACAUUAUGGAAGAACGACCCUUCAUUUAAGAGAUGUCCUACGUCUGAUUUGAUACCUCCAGUAAUUGCUGCUACAUAUAUGAUGUUAACAAACUGGCUACUACUAAAUAUUGUUAUUGCAAUGUUCAGUGCACGGUUUGACUUAAUAAAAGAAAAGUCCAGUCAGAAAUGGCGUUACCAUCGGCAUGCAGUAGUGAUUGAAUACGAACAUAAGAUACCUUCACCACUGAAUAUUCCGUUUAGAGUUCUCACUAUCUUAUGCUUGGCUCCUUGUUUACUUUGUCCAAGUUGUAAAGACAACGAUAUUACAGGAACCACUCACCAAAUUAUGCUAAAUGCGCAACGGGAAUUUGCAAAAGAUAUAAUAGGAAGAGAAAGAGAUCGUGAUCAUAUGAAAUAACUAAUUAAAUAUUAAUAAACAUAAGUGAGAUGUAUGACUUUACAUUUUAAUUUCUUGUUUAUUGAAUGUACGAAUGCUGCAGCAAUAUUUCACUUUAGCUGUUGACCUGAGAAUGUUUGAUAUUAUCCAUGUUUUUUUCAAACCUUGCUUUAUUGUAUUUUAUACUGUGUGUUUCAUAUUGUUCCUUUUUAAAUUUGUGAAACUACAAAAAAUAAACUUUGUGUGUAUUUUUGUGCAAAUAAUAUAAUACAUGUCACGAUAAAAAAAUCUUAUUUACGCAAUACAAAAUGUUCAACCGAA
Mytilus californianus (California mussel) is the source of this 3674-nucleotide messenger RNA. RefSeq names its product transient receptor potential cation channel subfamily M member 2-like. Gene Ontology annotation, molecular function: ligand-gated calcium channel activity. The coding region runs from base 237 to 3374 and encodes 1045 amino acids. NCBI's taxonomy places the organism in Eukaryota, Metazoa, Mollusca, Bivalvia, Mytilida, Mytilidae. The record is from RefSeq and is a predicted model, not a curated record. Gene Ontology annotation, biological process: calcium ion transmembrane transport. The transcript is spliced from 28 exons. Gene Ontology annotation, cellular component: membrane.